Molecule: messenger RNA, 3696 nt
Organism: Fraxinus pennsylvanica
Lineage: Eukaryota; Viridiplantae; Streptophyta; Magnoliopsida; Lamiales; Oleaceae
Source: the annotation of a GenBank genome assembly
AUGGCAAAAACUGCAAGAUAUACGGUGGAGAAUGAAAUGGGCUGUGGUCUAAUGGGAGCGUUUCUUCAACUAAAGAACUUGAGGCAAAGAAAAUCUGUCCUGUUUCAAAGUACUCCAACUUCCAGGAAGCAACCUGAGAAUUCCAGUGAAAUCGGACGUCUGAAAUCCUUAAAAUCGGAUAAGAAUCCAUCCAAAAUGGUCCAAAAAUCAUUGGAAAAGCCUGUUUCUGUUAGGAGAAGGCGUACAACUUCUCGUGUUCAAGGUACCGGAAUAUCAGAUGCAACGAGAAGUUCAAUGUCGUCCUCCAACAAUUCGAGCUCGAAUGGAGUGUCUCAACAUGUAAAUUCGUCCAACACGGGAAGGCACGCCAAGGGAACUUCCUUCACCUCGAGUGAUUUCAGCCUGACAGUUGCUGAUCAAAGUAAAUCUGACUCAAAUGGAACAUCGUAUCGAGCUUCUACGGGUAAUGUCAUGCUUUUAGGCCAUUUGGGUAACUUGAAGCAGCAGGGGAAGCAGAGUACAUCAAAUAGAUUGGAGAUUCAGGAGAAAAUGAUGAAGAAAUCCAAGGAAAUGACCCCUCGAUUUGGAAACAUAUUACGUAGUUUAUCAAAUAGAUUGGAUCCUGAUGUUUUGAAGUCCUUGGGGAAUGAAAAGUAUAAGCAGGCAAAGUACGAGGAGGCCUUGGCAUUAUACAACCAAGCAAUCGCUAUUGAUCCGAGCAAGGCUUGCUAUUAUAGCAACAAAAGUGCAGCCUUGAUGGGUUUAGGCCGCCUCAUAGAGGCAGUUUUUGAAUGUAGAGAGGCUAUCCAGAUAGAUCCUCUGUACUUUAAUGCUCAUUGUCGUCUAGCAAAAUUGUAUUUGAGAUUGGGAGAACCCGAGAAAGCAUUGUGUCACUACAAGUGCUCAGGGCGCAAGGCUGGCAAUGAAGACAUCGUUCAAGCUCAAGCUCUCAAGACGUGCCUUGACAGGUGUUCUGAAGCUCAGAAUCUAGGAGAUUGGAAAAAAUUGCUGAAUGAGUCUCAGAUUGCACUGUCCUCAGGAGCAGAUUCAGCUCCACUGAUCUAUGCAAUGAAAGUAGAAGCACUGAUGAAACUUCAUAGGCACCAAGAGGCAUGUAAGGCUAUCAAGAAGGGCCCGAAUUUCAGCAUUCCACUCUGCACUCAGUUUUUCGGCUCCUCUGCCACCGCUGCACUACUAAUCAUUCGAUCCCUGGUUUACCUGGCCAUCGGCAGGUUUGAGGAUGCUGUGGCUGCUGCUCAGAAUGCUGUAGGACUUGAUGCAAGACAUGAAUCAAGUUUGAUAGCAAAAAGAGUUAAAUUUGUGGCAUUGGCUCGAUCAAAUGGUAACCAGCUAUUCAAAGAAUCCAGGUUUUCAGAGGCUUUUACUGCAUAUACAGAAGGACUAGAACAUGAUCCUUAUAACUCAAUUCUGCUCUGCAAUCGAGCUGCUUGCCGAUUCAAAUUAGGCCAGUAUGAGAAAGCAGUAGAAGAUUGCACUGCAGCUCUUAAUGUGCAUCCAUCGUACAGCAAGGCCAGAUUGCGUAGGGCAAAUUGCAACUCUAAGUUGGAAAGAUGGGAUGCUGCUAUUCAAGAUUACGAGGUUUUGAUGCAAGAAAUUCCAGGAGAUGAGGAAGUAACUAACUCAUUGUUGGAGGCAAAGCUGCAACUCAAGAAGCAGCAUUUUGGUGAUCAUAAGGAAACACAAAUUGGCAACAAAGAUUUCAGAUACUUUAUAGAUGCACCUGAUAAUGCUGGGAACGAUGUGAUUGGUAUUGACUUGGGUACCACAAACUCUUGUGUUGCUGUCAUGGAAGGGAAGAACCCAAAAGUUAUUGAGAAUGCUGAGGGUGCUCGGACCACUCCAUCGGUGGUUGCUUUUAGCCAAAAGGGAGAGCUACUCGUUGGUACACCAGCAAAACGUCAGGCUGUCACCAAUCCGACAAACACGCUUUUUGGAACGAAGCGUCUAAUUGGGAAGUCUGUAAACAAAGCCAUGGUCACAGUUCCAGCAUAUUUUAAUGAUGCUCAAAGACAGGCUACCAAGGAUGCUUGGAGAAUUGCAGGCCAUGAUGUGCAGAGAAUUAUUCAUGAACCUACGGCUGCUGCGUUAUCCUAUGGUAUGAGCAACAAGGAGGGUCUUGUUGCUGUUUUUGAUCUUGGAGGUGGAACCUUUGAUAUUUCCAUCUUGGAGAUAUCAAAUGUUGUCUUUGAGGUGAAAGAUACCAAUGGUGACACAUUUUUGGGAGGAGAGGAUUUUGAUAAUGCACUGUUAGAAUUUUUGGUGAACGAGUUAAAGAGAACUGAUGGAAUUGAUUUAGCAAAAGACAAGCUUGCUAUGCAGAGACUUCGAGAGGCAGCUGAGAAAGCAAAGAUAGAGCUUUCUUCAACGUCUCUGACUGAAAUCAACUUACCUUUUAUUAUUGGUGAUGCAUCUGGGGCUAAGCAUUUGAAUAUAACAUUGAGUAUAUCAAAGUUUGAGGCUUUUGUGAAUCACUUGAUCGAAAGGACUAAGUCUCCUUGCAAGAAUUCUUUAAAGGAUGCUGGCAUUUCAACAAAUGAGGUUGAUGAAGUUCUCCUUAUUGGAGGAAUGACCCGUGUUCCUAAAGUCCAAGAAAUUGUUUCAGAAAUCUUUGGCAAGUCGCAAAGCAAAGGUGUGAAUCCUGAUGAGGCAGUUGCCAUGGGAGCUGCUAUUCAGGGUGGUAUCCUACGCGGCGAUGUGAAAGAGGUGCUUCUCCUGGAUGUUACUCCUCUAUCUCUUCGUAUUGAGACACUAAGAGGCAUCUUUACCUGGUUGAUCAAUAGAAAUACCACCAUUCCCACAAAGAAAAGUCAAACUUUGCCCAAACAUUUAGCAAAAGAAAAGCUUGCUAUGCAGAGACUUCGAGAGGCAGCUGAGAAAGCAAAGAUAGAGCUUUCUUCAACGUCUAUGACUGAAAUCAACUUACCUUUUAUUAUUGGUGAUGCAUCUGGGGCUAAGCAUUUGGAUAUAACAUUGAGUAUAUCAAAGUUUGAGGCUUUAGUGAAUCACUUGAUCGAAAGGACUAAGUCUCCUUGCAAGAAUUCUUUAAAGGAUGCUGGCAUUUCAACAAAUGAGGUUGAUGAAGUUCUCCUUAUUGGAGAAAUGACCCGUGUUCCUAAAGUCCAAGAAAUUGUUUCAGAAAUCUUUGGCAAGUCGCAAAGCAAAGGUGUGAAUCCUGAUGAGGCAGUUGCCAUGGGAGCUGCCAUUCAGGGUGGUAUCCUACGCGGCGAUGUGAAAGAGGUGCUUCUCCUGGAUGUUACUCUUCUAUCUCUUCGUAUUGAGACACUAAGAGGCAUCUUUACCUGGUUGAUCAAUAGAAAUACCACCAUUCCCACAAAGAAAAGUCAAGAUCGGUCGGUACUUGAAGAAAGGUCUCUAUUCGUAGCGUGUCGUUACCGGAGCUCCGAUUUAUAUGGCUCCUUGAGUACCUUGCUGCUGAGGAAUGAUGAGGAGCACGGAAAACUUCUAGCCGAAGUGACAAUUGCUUAUGGAGGAGUUCAACCGAACAUCAAUCCGGUGCUUCUGCCUAAGAAAUAUGUGAAAGCUGGGAAGGAGCAUGCGAAAUCCCCUACCAAGGCAACUAAAUCUCCCAAGAAGACCAAAUCUUCGUGCUGCAACCGUUGCGCUAUCUCCCAAGAAGGCCUAAUCUUCGGGCUGCAAUCGUUGCGCUAUCUCUGA